This is a messenger RNA of Drosophila miranda, 555 nucleotides long. RefSeq names its product protein tantalus-like. The transcript has a single exon. NCBI's taxonomy places the organism in Eukaryota, Metazoa, Arthropoda, Insecta, Diptera, Drosophilidae. The coding region runs from base 1 to 555 and encodes 184 amino acids. The record is from RefSeq and is a predicted model, not a curated record.
AUGGUUCGGCGCCAAAUGCCGCCGCGCGCCUGCAAGAGCAAGAGCCAGAGCUCCGCCAGACCCAGUCUUAGUCCCAGCCGCCUGGCCAAGAAGCCCAGCCUGACGCCGACCACCGGUUCUCAGGCGCCAUCGCAGACCAUCGCAAAGUCGAGGCCCACCGGUCUCGAGACGAUUUUUGAACGGCCCGGCAAUGAGGACGACGGGCCAACCAGCAGCCAUGCCGUGGCAUUCGGCGAGUGCCAGCGCCGCGUCCUCGCCCUGGUUACGGGCGAAAAAAAAAGAACCCUGUCGCAGAAGAGCUGCCUGAAGGUGCGCAACACCUUGGGCGAACGCAGCACCCGGCACAUGAUGACACUGCGGGCGUCCCGCACUACUUUGGACAGCGUAAUGCUCGGGGGCUCGGACGAUGAAGGCGAGUCGGUCGGAGUCGCUCCCGCAGUCGCUCCCGUAGCUGCUCCCGAAGUCGUUCCCGCUGGAGGAAAUGCCGGUACAAAUCAGCCGGCACCAUUCGUGCUGCGCAACAGCAGGAGGCUCAAGAGUCUGCCUCCGUUUUAG